AUACCCUUCUUUCUUACAGAACAUUAACCUUUUAUUACCUUAACCUCAACAAAAAUAUAAAUAACAGGAUCUUCUAUUUUCCUCUCUACUCGGAUUUCUUCCUCAACACCCCCAUUCCACACCACCCCCACAAUACCCCCUUAAUUUUGAAUUCGCCGUUUCAUCUCCUCUUUUACAAUUAACUGAAGUGAUCAGGAAUGUAGUUGGAUUGGCUGUGUCAUCAGAUAGUGAAUUUGAAUUUUUUUUAAAGACUUAGAUUGGGAAUAAUGGAGGCUAACAUAUGUGACAUCAAUCACUUGGAUGCUGAUGUCCUUUUGCCUCCUCGAAAGCGCCUGCUUGCUGGAUUCAAGAAACAGAGUUCUGAUGGUGAUGGUGCUUCGCUUCUUCCUGUAGUUGGUUCCUCUUCAUCUUCAGCAUCUCCUGCUUCUCCAUCUCCCCAGUCUCCUCCUUCCCCGACACCUUGUUCUCCUUCUUCAAGUGAAUUUCAGGCACGUCUUAACAAGCUGUUGAGUUCCCAUUUUAAUAAUAGUCAUAACCUUUCACCUGAGCAGAUUGUGGAGGCCUCAAAAUCAGCAGCUGAGGCUGCUGUUAAGGCUGCAGAGGCUGCAAGAGCAGCGGCUCAGGAGAAGGAAAUUAGUGCAGCAAAAGCUGUGACAGCUGCCAAGAGUGCUUUAGCUUUAGUUGCAUCAUUUCCUGAAGAGGCAGCUAGCAAGGAUAAAUACCUGAGAAAGAAUAAGUUGAAGAAGCAUGUCCAAGUUCAGCUCUUGUACAAAAAACACCAACCAGUUGAGAAUUAUAGGGAUGAUGAAGAAUUAGCUCGUAAGUUGCAUCGCGUUAUAAACAGCUCGCCAAGAAUUUCGAAGAAUUCUUCCAGUUCUGACUUGAAGGGUGGUCAUAGAAAUAAGAAGCCUAAAAGCUCAACAAGUUCGGAAAGAACUAAGGUUUCAAAUGGAAGUAUAAUUUUCGGAGAAAACCCACCUUCUUUUUGCAAUGGGCAUGCCAUAGCUGGUGAGUUGGAUUCUGAUGAUUCUAUCCAGGAGGCACCCAUAAGAAUACCUGAUGAGAAGGCACUGAAAUAUGAAAAAGCUGGCCAAUUAGACAUGGAUAAUGGGGAAGCAGAGUCAAGUCACUCGAAGGAGAAAAACUGGGGGGAUUCGGGUUCGCCUAGUAAAAAGAAGGGAAGACUGAAACUGAAGAAGUUGCCAUUAAGCGUUUGUAAUUCUAAGGAUCAAUCAAACCCCAAGGAAGAUAGUCUUCCUAGAAGCCUCCCAUUGACUGAUAAGAACACGGGUAAUCCUGCUACUACUCGUGUUAAGCCUUUGUUUCCAAUGGAGCCUUCUACUGGUACUCUAAUGCAAAUUGAACCUACACCACUGUGGAAAUGCCAGGAGUUCAAAGCACCUGCAUGUGUCAAACAGAAUAAAGUCGUGCAGUCGUAAUCCUCAAACCCUCUUUGGUAACAGCUGAUGACUGAUAGAAGUUGAUAGCUGAGGUAGGAUUUGUGAUGCUCUUCUUUUUUCUUUUUUUCUUUAUAUAGAAACCAGCUUUAUUUGAUUUGUCUGUUUUUUCCCCCAUGACCUUUGGUUUUGUAAUGAAGUUAAACUGAUUGAAAUGUAUAUUUUUAAAAAUUCAA
Populus trichocarpa (black cottonwood) is the source of this 1633-nucleotide messenger RNA. RefSeq lists its product as uncharacterized. The transcript has 2 exons. Bases 267 to 1439 code for a protein of 390 amino acids. The record is from RefSeq and is a predicted model, not a curated record. NCBI's taxonomy places the organism in Eukaryota, Viridiplantae, Streptophyta, Magnoliopsida, Malpighiales, Salicaceae.